AUGGCGACGGCGGUGUUCGGCGCUGGGGCGGCCGAGCGGGUGCUGCCGGCCUCCCCCAACUGGUACUGCAGCCGGUGCAGCGACACCUCCCAGGACGGGCGCCUCUUCGGUUUCGCGGCGCGUCACAACGUGUGUCUCCUGGAGAUCCGCCCCGCCGCGCCCGCCUUCCACGGGGAGCUAGUUGGCCACACCGAAAGAGUUUCUGGUUUUUCGUUUUGUCCCAAUCCUGGUCAGAACUACUACUGUGCCAGCAGCUCUGAUGAUGGAGCUGUGAAAAUCUGGAAUACACAGACAUUGACUGUCGUGAUGGAACAUAUGCUGCAUCAGAAUACAAUUUCUGCAUUGCACUGGUCACCCAAAGUGAAAGACUUGGUUGUGUCUGGUGAUGAGAAGGGAAUAGUAAUCUGUUACUGGCAUAAUCGAAAUGACAGCCAGCAAUUCUUCCCAGAGCCUAGAACCAUAUUCUGUCUCACUUGCUCUCCGCACCAUGAGAAUUUGAUAGCCAUUGGCUAUAAAGAUGGAAUCGUGGUCAUUAUCGACACCAGCAGAAAGGGAGAUGUUGUUCAUCGCCUGAGAGGCCAUGAUGAUGAAAUACAUUCCUUGGCAUGGUGCCCUGUUCUUGGUGAGGAAGGUAUAUUCAGUCGACAAGAAGAGUUCCAAGAAGACACCACUACUGGAGGUGUGGCAGAAGAUGCAGCUGUAGCAAAAGGGUACUGCUUGGCCUCAGGAAGCAAAGAUCAGACCAUCCGUGUGUGGAACUGUACUAGAGGCAGAGUGGUAAUGACUCUGAAGUUGCCUUUUUUGAAAAGAAGAGGUGGAGGUGUUGAAUCAGCUGUGAAAGAGCGCCUCUGGUUAACACUGCACUGGCCUCAAAGUCCGCCCACACAGAUCUUAUCCAGCUGCUUUGGAGGUGAAUUGCUGCAAUGGGAUUUGACACAACCUGGGAAGCGGAAGUGGGAACUCCUGGGAGCUUCAUCUGAAGGACAAAAUCACUCCAGAAUAGUGUUCAAUUUGUGUUCCUUGCAAAGAGAGGGCAGGCAGCUACUUCUCUCCAUAUCAAUGGACAGAGAUGUGAAGUGUUGGGACCUGGCAACUUUAAAUUGCUGCUGGACUAUGCCCUCUCUCGGAGGUUUUGUUUACAGCCUGGCCUUUUCCCCAGUGGACACGGGCAGCCUUGCUGUAGGAGUUGGAGACAGCAUGCUCCGGGUGUGGAACACCUUGUCCAUUAGCAAUCACUAUGAUGUAAAAACCUUCUGGCAGGGGAUUAAAUCCAAGGUCACUGCUUUAUCUUGGCACCCAACAAAGGAAGGUUGUUUAGCCUUUGGAACAGACGAUGGGAAAGUCGGCGUCUACGACACCUACUCCAGCAAGCCUCCACAGAUCUCCAGCACCUAUCACAAGAAAACGGUGUACACGUUAGCCUGGGGACCUCCUGUUCCUCCAUUGUCUUUUGGAGGAGAUGGCGACAGGCCUUCUGUAACCUUGUACAGCUGUGCUGGAGAGGGAAUAGUCUUGCAGCACAAUCCUUGGAAACUUAGUGGAGAAGCCUAUGACAUCAACAAGCUCAUCCGAGAAACUAAUUCAGUCAAACACAAACUACCAGCACACACAGAGAUCAGCUGGAAACCAGAUGGCAGUAUCUUGGCUAUUGGUAACGAAGAUGGAUCAAUUGAAAUAUUUCUGGCUCCCGACUUGAAACUAUUGUGUACCAUCCAGCAGCACCACAAACUCAUCAAUGCUAUUCGUUGGCAUCAUGACCAUGGGACACAACCAGAACUGAGUUACAUGAUAGCUUCGGGCUCAAACAAUGCUGUCAUUUAUAUACAUAACAUCAAGAGUGUCAUAGAGAACUCCGCAGAGAGGCCUGUGACAAUAACUGAGCCCUUUCGGACUCUGGCGGGGCACACAGCCAAGAUCACUAGCUUGUCUUGGAGCCCCCAUCAUAAUGGAAGACUGGUAUCUGUUUGCUAUGAUGGCACUGCCCAGGUUUGGGAUGCUCUAAAGGAAGAGCCCUUGCACAAUUACCGGGGACACCGGGGACGGCUACUUUGUGUACAGUGGUCACCUGUGGAAGCUGACGCCAUUUAUACCGGAGCCGAUGAUUUUUGUGUUCAUAAAUGGGUAGCUAUAAAGCAGGAACACAGCCGUCCUCCCCAAGGUAAAAAAACCAUUGAGUUGGAGAAAAAGAGAAGCACUCAAAUCAAACUAAAAGCCAAGAAAAAAAAGAAGCCAUCAGGGAAGUUGCCUUCAACGCAGGAUAUGAGUGAUUGGCUGAAUGGUGGGGAGAACGUGAAAGAGUCUCCUUUGGAGGAAAAUGGAGUGUCAGACCAAGAGGGAGUAAAGGAGCAACAGGAGCAGGAGACAGUUGAGAGAAUUUCCAUAGAAGUUCACAAAGAUUCGCCUGCAGGUCCAUCACUUGCCCACGGGCCAGACGUUCAAAAGCCAUCUAUGAUCCUCAAAACCCCACUUGUGAGGAGGGAUCAAAUAAAACCAGGAUCAGAUGCUUCUGUGAAAAGAAAAAAGUCUCGCUCCAUCCUACCUCUCAGCACAUCUAUGGACCACAGGUCGAAAGAGGAGCUGCACCAAGAUUGUUUGAGACUAGCGACUUUCUUACACUCAAAAGAUCUGAAUGAGGAUUUACCCUCUCGUUCAAGGGAUCCUGUCCAUUUGGGGCUAUUCACAGAUAGGCCUGCCCUGUACAAGAUGAUGGAAGCAGAAGGAAAAAGCCACUUAGAGAAUGGACACCCAGAGUUAUUUCAGCAGCUCAUGGUGUGGAAAGGAGACCUGAAAGGUGCCCUCCAGACAGCUGCAGAAAGAGGAGAGUUAACAGAUCAACUGGUGGCCAUCUCGCCAAUGGCUGGCUAUCAAGCCUGGGCAUGGACAGUGGAAGCCUUUGCAAAGCAGCUGUGUUUUCAAGAACAGUACGUCAAGGCUGCCUCCCAUCUCCUCUCUCUCCAUAAAGUGUAUGAGGCUGUGGAGCUGCUGAAACUGCAUCACUUUUUCAGGGAAGCUAUUGGAAUUGCCAAGGCUAGGUUGCAACCUGAAGAUCCGGUUCUGAAGGAUCUGUACACCAGCUGGGCAGCAGUGCUGGAGAAAGAUGGGCAUUAUUCCAUGGCAGCCAAAUGUUACCUGGGAGCUGCCUCUCCCUAUGAUGCAGCCAAAGUACUGGCUAAAAAGGGAGACACCACAUCCCUUAAGGCUGCUGCUGAAUUGGCUCUGAUAGCUGGAGAGAAAGACCUGUCUAUGACGUUUUCCCUCAGAUGUGCCCAGGAGUUUCUGUCUUCCAAAAACUGGAUAGGGGCACAAGAAAUCCUCCAGCAGCAAGACAAUUUGUUGGGGCACAGAUUGGUGUUCUGUCUGAACGAAUUGCUUCACAAAAGCCUUAGUGAACAGGAUCUGGUGGAAAAUCGAGGCCCGUCCGCACCUUGCUAUCACAGCUGGGCAGCGAAGCAGGACUGUUCUUUCAUAGAAAUGGUGAUCAGUGUGUGGCAGAGCAUAUUUGGUGUGAAUACUGCUGAACAGUCACAAAACUUAUUUGAACAGCUGAGAACUCAGGAAUAUCCUACUACGACUAGCAAUACUCAUCCCAGGCAGCUCCUGUUCCAUAUUUCUCAUGAACUGACCCUGGCAUUUCUGAGCCUUCAGGCAGCUUCAUGGGAGGAGGCCGUGAAAGCUAUGCUUGGAGCUGUGACCCGCACCUACAAUGCUGGAAACUUCCGUCUUAUGCAAGAAAUCUGCAACCUUCUCCUUCCUACAGGCUGUGACCAUCUGGGAGACAAGCUGGACAGCACAAACUCACAAAGCAUGGCCACUUUCAGAAGUUUAGAGGCUUUUGUGGCUUAUGGGCAGCUGUACCACCUGUGGUGGAACCUACCUGCGGAUCCUCUGGUCUCAGCUUGCUCUCCCAAGGGGUCCCCACUUAGCCAGAGCAACACUGAAAGAGCCUCUUUGCCUGCCGAAACCGCAAGUGAUGUUGAAGUGAAGAUGGAAGAUCCCAUUUGCAAAGGGCACAAUAAUGACACUCUCUCGGAAACUGACUCAGCAGGCAACUCCAGCCUCUUAACAGAAAGACAAGUGAAACUAAGGGGCUGUCGAGUGCUCCUUUCGGAAGAAUAUGCUUUAAUCCAGAGUACACAGAGGGAUAUCUCUCAAGUUCAGCAGACUUUGGCAGACUUGAUCUGCCAGCAUCAGAAAAACAAUUUCCACCAAAGUGUCAGCAACAAGCAGGAUUUAGAAGCGGAAUCCCUGAUUAGUCAGAGUCAGAAUAAAGAACAAGUGAGUGAACCAAUUACUCUGCCAGAUCUGACGAAACAACUUACAGAAGCAAAUAAGAAACUAGCAGAGUUUCCAGAGUGUAUAAUGGUUUCUCCUUUUCCUGAUGUAUUGGAGUGCUGCCUUGUUGUGCUUCACAUGGGUAUCCACUGUCGUGUGGAGAUGGUUCCAGAAUUACAGGAGCAAUCAUUAGAACUACUUAGAAAAUAUAGCAGAACUCAUAUAUGUAAAGAAGCUUGCAGAAAAUUCUUUAUGUGAAUCUCCUGCUUUUUUUCUCUCAAUGUGAAAGACUUUAAUUUGAAGUAUGUUUCAUUCUAGAAUGGAUGAACAAGGGACUACUGUUAUACAGUCAUGCUGGUCAGUUAUUUGGGUUUGGAAUAAUGGGGGGAAAGCCGCCAAACCAAAAUGACCAACUUUUCUUUUGUCCGAUCAACAUAUUUUCUACUUGGAAGGAAAACUAUGCAGAGGGUCUUUCUAAUAAACAAAAACUAUAGAAACUCGUUUGUGCAUCCCUCCCUUUGAGGGGUAGGAUUGUAAUAACUAACCAAUUAAAAACAAUGUACACUAUAAAAUUGAGAUGCAGUCAUUUUUAAUCAUU
Molecule: messenger RNA, 4870 nt
Organism: Elgaria multicarinata webbii
Lineage: Eukaryota; Metazoa; Chordata; Lepidosauria; Squamata; Anguidae
Gene: GEMIN5
Product: gem nuclear organelle associated protein 5
Exons: 28
Coding region: 1-4530 (1509 amino acids)
Biological process (GO): spliceosomal snRNP assembly
Cellular component (GO): SMN complex; nucleus
Molecular function (GO): protein binding; mRNA 3'-UTR binding
Source: RefSeq, a predicted model, not a curated record